UGUCCCAUUGAAAAGGCGGCCGCACUCCAGCCGCCCAGCACUCUCUCACUUCUGGCCAGGGAACGUGGAAGGCGCAGCGACGGGGAGCCGGCCAAGGAGGGCGAGUGAAAGAAGGAAAUAAGAAAGAAAGGGGGUUAACAAAAUAAUACAAACAGCCCGAGCCGCGGCUGGAGAGACCGAGACCCGGCGCAAGAGAGCGCAGCCCUAAGGGGAGAGGAACAGAAGACUCAGCAGAGCGCGCUCACCACCGACUUUUGCUUCUUCUGCUGGUUUUUUUUUUUUUUUUAAACAAGAAGGCGCUAGCGGCAGCCUCACACGCGAGCGCCACGCGAGGCUCCCGAAGCCAACCUGCGAAGGGAGGAGGGGAGGGGGGAGGAGGAGAAGCAGUUGCACCUUCCUUGCUCCCACCCUAAGAAGUCUCCCGGGGAUUUUGUAUUUUUGUAACUUCUCCCCGGGCUCCCUCUUCAUCUCUCCCCUUCUCUCCCUCUCUGUUCGUGGCCCCCCGGUCCUGUCUGUGUCCCCCCAGCGCGCGCCCCGCACCUCGCGUCCCCGGAUCGCUCCGAUCCCGCGACUCCUCGCCGGCCGCUGCGCAUGGAGAGCUCUGCCAAGAUGGAGAGCGGCGGCGCAGGCCCGCAGCCCUUCCUGCCGCCCGCAGCCUGCUUCUUUGCCACGGCCGCGGCGGCGGCUGCGGCGGCAGCGGCGGCGCAGAGCGCGCAGCAGCAGCCGCCGCCGCAGCCGCAGGCGCCUCAGCUGAGCCCCGCGGCCGACGGCCAGCCCUCAGGGGGCGGUCACAAGUCAGCGCCCAAGCAAGUCAAGCGACAGCGCUCGUCCUCGCCCGAACUGAUGCGCUGCAAACGCCGGCUCAACUUCAGCGGCUUCGGCUACAGCCUGCCGCAGCAGCAGCCGGCCGCCGUGGCGCGCCGCAACGAGCGCGAGCGCAACCGCGUCAAGCUGGUCAACCUGGGCUUCGCCACCCUUCGGGAGCACGUCCCCAACGGCGCGGCCAACAAGAAGAUGAGCAAGGUGGAGACGCUGCGCUCCGCCGUCGAGUACAUCCGCGCGCUGCAGCAGCUGCUGGACGAGCACGACGCGGUGAGCGCCGCCUUCCAGGCGGGCGUCCUGUCGCCCACCAUCUCCCCCAACUACUCCAACGACAUGAACUCCAUGGCCGGGUCGCCGGUCUCAUCCUACUCGUCGGACGAGGGCUCCUACGACCCUCUCAGCCCCGAGGAGCAAGAACUGCUCGACUUCACCAACUGGUUCUGAGGGGCUCGGCCUGCUCAGGCCCUGGUGCGAAUGGACUUCGGAAGCAGGGCCACCGCGCAACCUGCAUCUUUCGUGCUUUCUCGUCAGCGAUGUUGAAAGGGAGAAAAAGGAAGAAAGAAGAAGAAGAAGAGAAUAAGAAGAAAACAAACAAAUCCAGGCAACCAACCCCUAUGCCAACUAAGCGCCGCGUGCCUGAGAAGCAAGGCUCUCGCAAAACAGGAAUGCGCUCAGAACAGUAUCUGCGCACUCCAGUCAUUCACGGAGAUAGAAAGAGUGACUAGGACCCGAGUCAAUGCACAAAAUGCAGCUUGUGUGCAAAAACAGCGGGCUCCUGGCGGAAGGGAGCAGCACACGCCCUGUAGAAACUCCCACCCACCACUAACAGGCAGAGCUGACCUCCCCGCCCCCUCUGAAAGCGCAGUUCUUAGCCCUCUAGAAAUGGGUUGGUGUCUUUCGUCUCUGUAUCCUCCAUCCCGAUAAGCUGUGGACAUUUGUCUGCAGUGAAAGUAUGCUCUUUGAAACCCCAAUCCUCUGCAGGAGGGGGGGGUCCCUCCCCAAGCUCCACUCCCUCACACCAUUUUUCUACUUUUUUUAUCAUAGAAUGCUUCCAAUCUUUUGUGAAUUUUUUUUAUUAUAAGAAAAAUCUAUUUGUAUCUAUCCUAACCAGUUUGGGGAUAUAUUAAGAUAUUUUUGUACAUAAGAGAGAGAGAAAAAAUUUAUAGAGUUUUGUACAAAUGGUUUAAAAUGUGUAUAUCUUGAUACUUUAACAUGUAAUGCUAUUACCUCUGCAUAUUUUAGAUGUGUAGUUCACCUUACAACUGCCAUUUUCCCUAUGUGGUUUUGUAAAGAACUGUCCUCAUAGGUGAGAUCAAAAGGCCACCAGAUGUACUUCAGCACCAAUGUGUCUUACUUUAUAGAAACUUUGUUAAUGUAUUAAUGAUGUUAUUAAAUACUGUUCAAGAAGAACAAAGUUUAUGCAGCUACUGUCCAAACGCAAAGUGGCAGCCAGUUGGUUUUGAUGGGUUGCCUUUUGGGAAAUUUCUAUCACUGCCUUUUUUUUUUUCUUACUGUUUUAUUACAAACUUACAAAAAAAAAACCCAUGUAUAACCCUGUUUUAUACAAACUAGUUUCAUAAUAAAACUUUUUCUUUUUUUACAAAUGAAAA
Molecule: messenger RNA, 2432 nt
Organism: Orcinus orca (killer whale)
Lineage: Eukaryota; Metazoa; Chordata; Mammalia; Artiodactyla; Delphinidae
Gene: ASCL1
Product: achaete-scute family bHLH transcription factor 1
Exons: 2
Coding region: 592-1266 (224 amino acids)
Biological process (GO): developmental process; regulation of transcription by RNA polymerase II
Molecular function (GO): protein dimerization activity; DNA-binding transcription factor activity, RNA polymerase II-specific; RNA polymerase II transcription regulatory region sequence-specific DNA binding
Source: RefSeq, a predicted model, not a curated record